Molecule: messenger RNA, 3546 nt
Organism: Kalmanozyma brasiliensis GHG001
Lineage: Eukaryota; Fungi; Basidiomycota; Ustilaginomycetes; Ustilaginales
Product: Protein kinase domain protein
Exons: 1
Coding region: 1-3546 (1181 amino acids)
Biological process (GO): intracellular signal transduction; negative regulation of glycogen biosynthetic process; protein phosphorylation
Cellular component (GO): cytoplasm; cytosol; nucleus
Molecular function (GO): protein serine/threonine kinase activity; ATP binding
Source: RefSeq, a predicted model, not a curated record
AUGCCGCUCGAACAGAUUCGUCCGGUCGCAGCGCUCAACUCGUCCGAGUCGCUGCGACGCCAGAGCUACUUUGGCUCUCCGCAAGCUUCCUCCAGCAACCACUUGCCUUUCUCUCGCGACGAUGCUGGCAGCGACUCGGACAGGGAAAACGCCGAUGAGAAUGACGACGUGCCCUAUUAUGAUCGCUUCAAGCGCCAUUCCACCUCCUCCGUCAGGAGCGACCCCAUGAGCUUGGCAAAGCUCGGCGGCGUCGGAGGCGUCACCCGCUCCGGAAGUUGGGGUCGCAACUCUCUUCCAGAUACCUCUUCUUCGUCUCGACAACCGCUUCGAGCGCAGCAUUCAAUGCUCGCUCGGUACCAGGAGGAGGACGACGGUGAGCACGAGGAUUAUGCUGUCUCAGCCAGCGACGACGCUCACCAACGCAGUCCAGAUCGUGGUCAUUCCCUACUCUCAAGGUCAAACGACUCAUCUAAGCCUACCGAAGCACCAGCGUCCUCCCGCACAUCCACUGCCUCUUCCGCCGCCGCAUUCUCCCUACGCUCGCUAUCCGACCGCAAUUCCACCGGCAGCGCAUCCAGCCUGGCUUCCUCUGCCGUCUCCCCCAGCAGUGACUCCGAACACCUCACUUCGACGCCGCCAGCUGAGUCGUCGAGCAUCGGUGCGAAACCCGCUUCCGAGACCGCAUGCACGGGACCCUCGCAAUCACCUUCACCCUCUGCUACCGCUCCAUCCAGUCCGGCACAUCACCAUGCAGUCGCGGCAGCCGAGAUCGCGGAGGCCCGCGCCACAGACCAGGAGGACAUUUCGGAUUCGACUAGUCAAGGCACAGCCGACGCUGCCACGCCCUCGGUCGAUUGCGUUGGUGCUUCAGAUGAAAUGUCCGCGCAAUCAACCGAUCCGACACAUACACAGCGAGCAACCUCAAACCGAUCCACCAGCUCGUCGAUACUUGGCCUCUUGCAAUCGCCAACCCCGUCGGGCAUCAGGGGCCAGCGAGUCGACUCUCCGCUAUCUAAUGCCGGUCUCUCGCCCAACGCCGUAGAAGUCUUGUCGUCCUCGGUCACCAACGCCUACUCCCCCUUGAUACCCCGUAAGCAUUCUGGUGCCAUCAUGCUGCGCUCGCGAUCGCAGCUGGCUCUGCAUCCUGGCCUCUCCAUGACCUUCGCCAACGCAGAGGGGGGCAGAGCGGCUGCCCGUGAGCGCGCUCGAAAGAACACUGGCUGGGAGAACGCUCCCUUCAGCGUCCUCGAAGCGCAACGCCACGCUCGCGCCGCCGCCUUUUCGCAACCUGCCUCCCCGGGCUCCACCGCGGCAGCUGCGCCCGUGGCAUGGGACGCUUCGACCCCUGUCUUUGUGUUGCAGCCCGCUGCCAGGGUGACCGAGCAGGCCACCACAACGUCCCUCCAGUCGUCGCCCCGCCCUAGCCAUCGGCCUGCGUCUACCUCACAAACGCCGCCUCCGCUCUCGCUCCCACCAAGAAGCGUGGACAGCGGUGAGAACUCUCGGCGUCCUUCGCUGGUGCCACGCCAAAAGUCGGAGCAUUCGCUUUCUCGUGCGGCGCUCGCUCGUCUUGAUACGGUUCUGGGACUUCAAGUCAACGACCGUUUGGAGCCAGCGCAGUCUUCGUCUGCCGACGCCGCGACGCUCUCGAUGCCCACUGGUGUGAGGAAUCUGCACAGCAGAUCGCCUUCGGGCUCCGCCGUUGUCGGCGCCAAUGGUCUGAUGAGGACGCCGACCACAGAAGAAUGGUCGCGAUACCUGGAGAGCCAAGGGGUCGGCUUGGCAGGCAGGAGGAGCAGAACAGGCACCAAUCGCAGCACGAGCUCGCGCUUUGCGCUGACAGGCUUGCAGUCCUCCGCCAGAAGCGACAUCGAUGCCGGCACAGGCGACUACGACGACGACAGUGACGCUGACAGUGACGACUCGGACAGUCACGAUCUCGGCGCCGAGGUGCUCGAGAAGCUCAAGCAGCUUGGGCUCAGCCGCGCUGCAAGUCGAGCAGGAUCUGUCCUCGGCGACGAGCUCAUGAGCUUGCACGAGGAGGACGAAGACGACUUUUCCCCCGUGUCGCCUCAGACAGACAGGAUCCUCCCCCACACCGACCUUGAGCCCCUGACGCCUCUGGCUUCAGACAAGAUGGUGCUCGCUCAGAUUCAAGGCGGGCCCCUUGCCAAUCUUCACGGCGGCCCCAGCACGUCUCAAGCCCCGGUCGAUCGCGGCAUCACAGUGCGUCUGCCGCGCAGCAAGCGACCCACCUUGCUCAACGAGGUGCACAACGUCUCGCAACUCUAUCCACACGAGCACAAUGCGAACAAGAGUAUCGCCGAUUUCGAGAUUGUUUCCGACAUCGGACGAGGCGCUUACGGUCUCGUCAAGAAGGCUCGCAUGAAAGGUCUCGAUGGUCGUCCACAAGGCGAAGAGGUCAUCAUCAAGUACAUCAUCAAGAGUCGCAUCCUUGCCGACUGUUGGCGUCGCCAUCGUGUCCUUGGCCCCAUUCCGGUCGAGAUUCACGUCAUGGAUCAGCUUCGACGAAUCGCCUAUGUUGCACCAACAAAGGCGCGACCGUGGUCACCGAGCCGUCCGAAGACGCUCGAGGAGUACCGAGCACGCAAACGCUUCGAAGCAGAGCGAGAAGAGGCGCCGGCGCAGCCAGAAGCGGCCUCAGUCUCGUCGACGUCGACAUCCCAUCCGAACAUUUGCAGAAUGCUCGACUUCUUCGAGGACCACGAAUUCUACUACCUGGUGAUGCCGUGCUUUGGCCGCGGCCAAGAUCUCUUUGACUAUGUCGAGAGUGCGCCGGACGGCCUGGCGGCGUCUCAAUGCCGAAGCAUCUUUGGCCAGGUGGCCGAUGCGCUGUGGUUCCUGCACGCCAACAACAUUGUUCACCGAGACAUCAAGGACGAAAAUGUCAUUCUCGACGGCGAAGGCAACGCGCAGCUGAUCGACUUUGGCAGUGCAGCCCACGUCCGGCCCGGCAAGCUGUUCGACACGUUCAGUGGCACCCUCGACUACGCUGCAGCGGAGAUCUUGCAGGGAGAAAAGUACGCGGGCCAGGCGCAGGACGUCUGGGCGCUCGGCGUCGUUGGAUUCGUGCUGCUCUGCGGUGAAUGUCCUUUCUGGAACGGCGAGGAAGCGGUGCAGGGCGUGGAAGAAGGUACGCGCGCAGCGCAGACGUUGAAGGAGCGGUGCCUGAUUGCACGCGGCGGGCCGGCGGACGCAGAGCAGGCGCUCGAAGACAAAGAUAUCGACAUAACCCCGCUGGACCCGGCCUGGUCUCCGCGCAAGGACAAGGAAGGCGCCGAUCCAGACGGAGGCGGACGUGUCGACGACUUUGUCGAUCUCAUCUCGCGCUGUCUCGAGCUGGAUGCCGAAUCGAGGCCAUCCGCCGAGCAAAUCUGCCAACAUCGCUUCCUGGCCGGGUUUGCAGGCUGGACUGGUCCUCUUGGUUGGCAACGACUCCGAUCGCCGAUUGUGCCGUCCUGCACGAUCGCUAGCGAAGGCAAAGGGUCCACUAUCCUAUCCGCAGCAGCAACAGCGGCCCUUUGA